CGCGCGUGGUUGUGAUUCCUGAUUCGGAUUGGCCAUAACCCUGCGGGACUCGGUAGCGUGCACGUCGUCUGUGAGCUGUGAUUGGAUUAGAGGCCAGGUGCUGUAGUUCAUGGUGUCGGCUGCUCUGUCACCGUCAUAUAUAAAUACACUUUUACCGGACUGACGAGGUGGAUUUGCUGGUUCGAGAAGAAGAGCGGAACGGUGACCGUCACUGUCGCAGGGUUAACUUCAAACACAGGAUGCCUGGAUCAGCCCCGAUCAACUGCCUGGGACCAUGGCCCAAAGACGUGGGUAUCAUAGCCAUGGAACUCUACUUCCCGUCCCAGUAUGUGGACCAGGCCGAGCUGGAGCAGUUUGACGGUGUGCCAGCUGGUAAAUACACAGUUGGCCUGGGCCAAGCCCGUAUGGGCUUCUGCUCAGACUGCGAGGACAUCAACUCUUUGUGCCUGACGGUUGUCCAGAGGCUGAUGGAGCGGAACGGUCUGUCCUACGACAGCGUAGGACGGCUGGAGAUCGGCACGGAGACCAUCAUUGACAAGUCGAAGUCUGUCAAAACCGUCAUCAUGCAGUUGUUUGAGGACUCAGGCAACACAGAUGUGGAAGGGAUUGACACCACAAAUGCCUGCUAUGGCGGCACAGCUGCACUUUUCAAUGCUGUGAACUGGGUGGAGUCCAGCUCAUGGGACGGGCGCUAUGCCUUGGUGGUAGCAGGGGACAUUGCUGUCUACGCUACGGGAAGUGCCCGGCCUACAGGGGGUGCUGGUGCCGUGGCCAUGCUGGUUGGGCCUAAUGCACCUCUGGCCUUUGAACGAGGUCUACGAGGAACACACAUGCAGCAUGCCUAUGACUUCUAUAAGCCUGACCUGGUCUCUGAGUACCCUGUGGUGGAUGGCAAGCUGUCCAUAGAGUGCUACCUGAGUGCCUUGGACCGCUGCUACUCUGUGUAUCGCAACAAGAUCCAUGCACAGUGGCAAAGAGAGGGUUCAGAGAAGCGCUUCAGCCUAGACGACUUUGGCUAUCUCGUCUUCCACUCUCCAUACUGCAAGCUGGUGCAGAAGUCGUUGGCUAGACUUAUGCUGAAUGACUUUCUGAGCAAUCCCAACCCCAACACUGAGACAGGACCCUUCACAGGCCUGGACGCCUUCAGAGAUGUACGGCCUGAAGAGACUUAUUUUGACCGGGAUGUGGAAAAGGCCUUCAUGAAGGCCAGUGCAGAUCUGUUUGAGAAGAAGACCAAGUGCUCCCUGCUGAUCUCCAACCAGAAUGGAAACAUGUACACGCCCUCUGUCUAUGGCUGCCUGGCCUCACUCAUUGCACAACAGACAGCUUCACAGAUAGCAGGACAGAGGGUUGGAGUUUUCUCCUAUGGUUCAGGAUUUGCUGCUACUCUGUAUUCUCUUCGAGUCACACAGGACCACACACCCGGAUCUGCUCUGGACAAACUUGUGGCCAGCCUGAGUGACCUGCAGGUCAGGCUGGACUCCAGGACGAAGGUAUCACCUGCUGUCUUCUCAGAGAACAUGAAGCUGAGAGAGGAGACACACCACUUAGCCAGCUACAUCCCUCGAGGCUCAGUGAUGGAUCUGUUCCCAGGGACAUGGUACCUGACACGAGUGGAUGACAAACACCGCAGGGAAUAUGCCCGGAGACCUCUGGACAAUGACCUACCAGCAGAGCCAGACCUUGUCCGCUCCACCGCUGCCACCGAGCAUAUCCCCAGUCCAGCCAAGAAGAUGCCUCGCAUCCCGGCAGCUGCUGCUGUACCUGAGGCUGCCAUCAACCACUGAGCAUACUCAGCUUACCUCUGAGAGGUAUCAAGGUCCAACAGUUUGACAACUGUAAGAACUAUACAACAGUAUAGGUCAGAAGGCUAACAGAAGACGACCAUGUCGCCUCAUUAAGUGUUGAGUGGAGGCAUGUGGGCAGCUGUAGAACCUCCUCACCUGUACCUCUCCCAUCAUCACGCUGUUGGACUGUAAAUUCUGUAUUUGACCACAGAGUCUAUUUUGAUCACAAUUUCUUGUUUUAACAAUACUUUGUUUCAAAGUUAGCACUUUUUAAAUGUUUCCUUUUGCAUUCGUACAAAAUGGACAGUUGUAUAUUUGGGAGGAGCACAGGCGGACGUUUACAUGGAGUGCUGCUGAUAUCAAAUUUAACAAGCAGACUUCCUCCUGGCAGCUGGCAGCCAGUGACAGGAAGAGGAAAUUGACAUAAUUUGGCUUCAGACCUCCUGCUGAUUAGAAGAGCACAGGGAAGUGGGCCUCAACCGCCUCAACUGUGUUCAUGCAUGAAAAUAGUGCUGCUGCUGCCAUGGAGCUCGUACCCCACUCUGGUGUUUGUGUUCAAUACCUCUGUUUUUAUGGAUAGAUGUGGUCAGUUUUCUACUCUGCAGGUUUGUCAUGUGACCGCACACAUUGAAUGGAGUCUUAUUUUAAACUGAUGUAGCUAUGAUAAUGUAGUCACCAUCCACACAGAACAUGUCAGCCUUCUCAUACUUAGUGCUGAUCCUCAAAAAGAACACGUUAAACACCAGUGUCAUUUUAGUUUUUCACUUUUCUUUUUAUUGCCAUUAAAUGUCCAAACCCAGUGAAUGAUCUGACAUAGUGAGCUGCUGCUCUUCUGUCAGGCUGCUUCACUUUCCAAAGUAAUCCAGUCCACACAGAAGUGCUGCAGGAGAUGUACUGUGACAUGUUCACAUACUUUGUCAUACUUUGAAUUGUUUUUGUUGAUGAAAUAGAAUGAAUUAUUUGAUUAAUCAGAAAAUGUUUGAUAAGGCAUUCAUCAUUUAACCAAGUGAAUAUUCUCUAGUUUGAUCAUCUCACUGUGAAAACUUUUUUUGGAUUGUCGGUCAACAAACUAACUAACCUGAUUUGAAGUUGUCACGUUGGUCUUGGAGCUGGAUAUUUUGACAUUUUUUAAAAUGAUCACGGCCAAAUUCUUUCCAAACAACUCUGCAACACUAUGAGUAGUGUGUUUGAUUCAUUACUGCACUCACAUGUAUAGUGACAUGUUGAGAAACAUAAUGGAGAAAGGGGAAAAAUCCAAAAAAAUAAAUAAAACAAAAGGAACCAUAGAACCUCAUUGGUCUGCAUUAUCUAUAGAGAUUGACCAGUGAACUUUUAAACAAAGUGUAAAUAUGACUUGUGUCAUAUUAAAAGGCACCUGAGCGUCCUCAUCUGUGCUACAAAUCCAUUGUGACUUUGAGUUUUUACAGACACUAAAGUGAAUGCAGAUGAAAUGAUCGAUAGUUAAGGGACCUCAGGGUCCUGAGAAGCCCCAGCAAACCACUGAAGCAGCAGCAGUUUGAAGGUUUAAUGUGUUUAUUUUGUACAAGAAAUAUUACUGAAUUGGUAAUAUUGAACUGGGGAAAGUAUAUGAUAUCAGACAAUUCAUCUAGACUGUGUGAAAUCACAGUGAUUGUCUCUCAUUACACCACAGCCACACAUUCAUAUAAGCCAAUGUUCCAAUGAAACAAUGCUGUGACUGUGGAAUGCAGUGUUCAGUGUUCUCGUUUGUCCUUGUCAGUUUUAUUCAGUCAAAGUGUGACAUUGAUUCCUACUAAAGCCUUAAUGUAAAAGGGCUUUGUUUCAUGGAGUUCUAGAUCUGAAGAUUUAACAGUUUGUCUUUUGUCAGCACAUUCUUGUUGGCUGUUUUUUUUUUCAGUUGUUCCUUGUUCCUUUUAACAAUGAUAUGACAGUAGUGCUGUCAAAAAAAAAAAAAAUGUUGAAAGAGAGAGCUCAGGCAGAAAACAUCAGCCUUAACAUUGUGUGAGUGUGUUCAUGUUCCUGUUGGACAUCAGAGCAGUCAGGACAGUCGAUGUCAAGGUGACUAUGUUCUUGAGAAGCCUUACAAUAAACAUGUAUGACCUGUAAACAAACAAAUCUUUUCUUCUAAUACUGUACAGAUAUUCUUUUUAAUUGUACAGUCAGAAUUAGUUCCUCUGGAGUGGGACCUUGCUCACAGCAUUACAAACCACACUGGUGUGGUGUGUGUUUGUAGGGCCUGUUGCAGAGGUUACAUGAUCUUUGCCAAUGUUAUGGUAAUGUACAGUACAGACAGAAAGAUUAUUUAUGCUGUGUAGAUAUGAAUGAAUUUUAUCUAGACAGUUUGUUUAAACAUGUAGAUUCAUAAUAAAUGGAGACUCAACAUA
This is a messenger RNA of Larimichthys crocea (large yellow croaker), 4150 nucleotides long. RefSeq names its product 3-hydroxy-3-methylglutaryl-CoA synthase 1 (soluble) (gene hmgcs1). The coding region runs from base 240 to 1787 and encodes 515 amino acids. Gene Ontology annotation, molecular function: hydroxymethylglutaryl-CoA synthase activity. Gene Ontology annotation, biological process: acetyl-CoA metabolic process. The transcript is spliced from 10 exons. The record is from RefSeq and is a predicted model, not a curated record. Lineage: Eukaryota; Metazoa; Chordata; Actinopteri; Sciaenidae.